GGUCGAGUUUUGUGGUUUAUGAAAACUAUAGUACAUAUUAUAUAUAUCCGAAUCGCUGAACGCCCUUAUUUCGUUUACGCAUACCGUCGGCAAUGGGCCCCGCCCCGAACGCUUCCCACCACCAAUCGCACAGCUCACAGCUAAUGUCCAACUCCAUUGACUGGGCCGACCUUCCGCCGGAGCUCCUCCAGACCAUCGCUACUAACCUCCAAACCCUCGCCGAUUACAUCCGCUUCCGUGCCGUCUGCCAGAACUGGCGUCUCGCCGCCCCCAUAACCCCGCGCCAACUCCCCCUCGAAUUUCCAUGGCUCAUGCUCCCCUUAAGCCGCUCGUCUAACAGACGCGGCUUCUUCAAUCCCCUGACCGGCAAUCUCCAUCGCCUCACCCUUCCCGAAGCCUCUCACAGCCGCCGGCGCGCCGGGUCGUCCCACGGUUGGCUGAUUCUAAUCGACGAGUCCCCUUCCAUUUUCCUCAUCAAUCCCCUCACCCGUGACAAAAUUACACUUCCCCCCCUGUCGGCGUUCCCAAAUGUGACGAAAUUCGAUUUUUACAGUAUAGGAAGGGAAUAUACUAUCAGAUCUCCAGAAAAUGAUUACUAUUAUUGCAAUUUGAAGGAAAUGCGCGAUUCCUUUAUUAAGAAGGUGAUUCUGUCUCAUAGUCCUUACGAUGAAUCCAACUUUUUCGCUUUCUCAAUUCUUAAUCGACAUGAAAAUCUCGCUUACUGUAAAAAUGGCCACGACUCGUGGAAAAUUAUAGACGAAGCACGGUCAUAUGGUGAGGAUGCUAUUUAUUUUGGUGAUGCAUUUUAUGCUGUUGAUAAAUUUGGGUCGAUUGCAAUUUGUGAUGUCAACUAUGGAGACAUGCCGAUGGUGAAGUAUAUCAACGUGGGGCAGCAAAUUGAUGGAGAUAUGCAGUAUUUGGUGGAUGCAAUGGGUGAUUUGUUGUUGGUAUCAAGGUAUCUGGAUUUUGAGAUUGAUAUUGAGCAUUAUUUAGAAGUGUGCAAGACGGUGAAGUUUCGUGUGUAUAGGUUUGAUUGGAAUACCCAGAAAUGGGAGAGCAUGGCAAGUUUGGGUGAUAAAGUGUUGUUUUUGGGGGAGAAUUCGUCGUUGGCUCUGCUGGCAAGUGAUUAUCCAGGGUGUGAAGGGAAUAGGAUUUAUUUUACAGAUGACUAUUCCGGGACAAAUUAUGAUAGUAUUGCUGGGGAUCAUGACGUUGGUGUUUAUAAUUUGGAGGAUGGGAGUAUUGAAUCACUUCCCUGUUAUCCUCGAAACUUGCAUUGGCCAAUUUGGAUCACUCCAAGUUUAUGUUAAACAUGAAAACAGAUGAUGUUUUGAGUGAUUCCUUCGUCCUUGGAGUGGUACAGAGACUGUCAACUUAAAGCCCCGGAAUGGAAUGUGUGUGAAUAUUGAAACAAUGUAAUCUUAAAAUAACUACUCGAACCUAGAUACUGGAAUAAAAUUUAUGCAAAUCUCAGAGCAUCCGAAGAUGUUAGAAAUCCUUGGCAAAUCUGGAAUUUGAACUUCUCUAGCUUGAACCAAACAGUCAUUACAAUAUUCUAUGAAUGGAACUCUUAUUCUGCUCUCGCAUUUCUUGGAGCUGUUACUCUUUAUUGAUCUCGAUUGUGGUUUAUAUUUUCCUUGCAAAUUCAACUCGACUGCUAUAUCAACCAGAUAGCCGAUAGGUACUCAAGUUUCAGAUUGGCAGUCAGUAAACACUGGAUUCUGAAGAGGUGGGCACACUCUGGUCCGGGAACAAUCACACACCAGAAUGCGAGCAUGUGGAUAUCUAUUGUUGUUCACCUUAGAAAUCACUGCCCCAUCUUUCUCCUUACAGAAAGCAUGGAGCGUUUAUGAACCUGUUAGAACAUUAUGUCAAGAAUGCCGACACCCGGCACCAAUAUGCUGACAAUCUCAUAGAAAUAUGUAUAUACUCAUCCCCCAUGUGGCCCAGUUUUAUAGGUUAAAAUUAUUGGUGGAUUUAGAUGAUGGCAUGCACAGUUGAGUAUCAGCACCUGCUGGGGACCAAUUUAGAAACAAAGUACCCUAAUGAUUUGUUAAAAAAGAAGAUAGACUCAGAAUUGUUUGAAUUCCUAUUUCAAAAUUCGCUUGAUAUUGAAAGUGACAGAAUUAGGAAAUCAUCACAAGCACCAAAACUCAUUUAUCUAUCUAUCUAUUUUUCCUUGUUGUUUUUUCAAAUUUACAACUGCUACCAUUCUACAUAUUUUUCA
Sesamum indicum (sesame) is the source of this 2227-nucleotide messenger RNA. Its product is annotated as F-box protein SKIP23. Gene Ontology annotation, molecular function: protein binding. NCBI's taxonomy places the organism in Eukaryota, Viridiplantae, Streptophyta, Magnoliopsida, Lamiales, Pedaliaceae. The record is from RefSeq and is a predicted model, not a curated record.